AUGAUUAAAUAAGGUAAAUCCAAAGAUACAGCAGUUUUAAGGACACUCAUCAACACUCAAGCAUAAAAUUUUGCUACAAAGAGAUUAUUGAAGGAUCUCAAUAUCAUAGAGAAGGAAUCCAUUCCCACAGUGGGAGUUACUGCUAGACCCCUUGAACAUGACCUCUUUGUUUGGCAUGCAAAUAUUAGAGGUCCUGUUGGAACUCCUUAUGAAGGUGGAAUUUUUCAUUUUCAAUUAUUGAUACCUGAAUCUUAUCCUCAUUAACCACCUAAAAUAGACCUAUUUACUGAAUUACCUCAUCCAAAUGUUUUUGGUAAUUCCAUUUGUUUAGAUUUACUUUAACCAAGAAAGCCUGAAGACAAAAAUAAAUAAUCAGGUUGGUCAAGUGCUUACACUAUCUAAUCCAUAUUAUUAUAAUUAUCAGCUUUUUUGUUUGAAGAGUAAAUUACUGAAAAAAAGGAGAAAUAAUUAGCACAAAUUAAAAAAGCUAUUUAAACUGCAAAUAAUUUUAAAUGUACCACCAAAAAUUGUAAACAUGGUGGAAAACUCUCAUUAUGGCCUUAAUUCAACACUAAGGAAAGUGAUGAAUAAUAAUUUAUUAACAAGUAAACAGAAUAAGAAUUGUUAGAAUAAUAAUUCAUUUGCUUCCAUACUAAAUUAAGUUAUAAAAAACCAUAAAUUCCAUAAUAUGAUGAUGAGACUAAGAUCAAAUAAGAAAGUUGUCUUGGAAUCCUAUUAAAUGUAUCAAAGGUACCAAGAACUGGUUAAAUUAAGUAAGCAGUUCCAUCUUUAGAUUAUGUAUCAAUCAAAGCCUUUUUAAAUGAAGGAUUAAAAUGGGAUUCGUUAAAUUUGAAAUAUACUCAUUGGUUACCUCUUUAUUUUGGCAAGACUGAUAAUAAAGAGAGAGUAUUACAUCUCUUAUAAAGAUCAUUGUCAAUGAUAAUGACAAAUAAUACUAAAAGAUUCAAACCUGAAUUUGUUUUGGAAGUAUUUCCAAAGAUUAUAUAAAGUAUUGUUCAUGGAAUGAUGGCUGAAAAGACUCAUGCAUCAAUUAGAUGUUUAAGAGUGUUAGCUUAAAUUCAUGCUUUAUGGUUAUUAUGUAUGGAAGAAUGGCCUUAACUAUAUUAAUAAGUAGAUGCAAUUAUUUACAAAUUUAUUACUGAUGAAAAGAGUAGAACAAAAGAAUUUACUCCUAAUCUUGGUAUAUUAUUUAAUUUACUCUAUGUAUCUAAAAAAUACACUUUUGGAGAUUUAGUUUAAUCAUAUACAACAGAAUAAUUAGAUAGAUAAGUAUUUUGGUUAUUGAAAGAAAUUCCAGAAUUAGCAGAUGAAAAAUUAGAAGGUGCAAUAAGUGCAACAAAAAGAGUUGAAAUAACAUUUAAAUAAUAAUCAACUUCAUUUUAAAUGGUUUGUUUUUAAUAUAUUUAUUUAACUUAUGUUGUUUAACCAUUAAAGACAUAAAAGGAGAUUUUAGACAGAUUUGAUAAAAAUUAUUGUUUGUUAACAACAGGUAUUGAAAAUGGAAUACAAGAAAAGAUAUUUGAAGCUUUUAAACGUGUAGUUAAUUAUGAUGGGUUCUAUGAUUUUAUAGGAUAAUAAAAGAAAUCUAUUGAAGAAUUGAAUUUAUUAUUAAAAUAAGCUGUAAAAAAUUCUAAAGAAAAGAAAUAUCAUGGCACUGUUGAAGAAAUGAAUUAAUUACCACCUGUAAUUGAUUAAGUGAAGUAAUAUUAAAAAAAAUACUCUAAAUUAUAAGAUUUCUAUGUAAUUACAUCAAAAGAGGAGGUAGAGAUAGAGACAUGGGAAGAGAUAGGGAAGAGCUUGAAAAUUAGAUUAUCUAAUGAAUCAUAUAAGAAACAUUAUUAGUUUAUCAAUUAAUAUAAUUUUUAAAUACAUUUCUUAAAUUUAUGUAAUUGA
Paramecium primaurelia is the source of this 1914-nucleotide messenger RNA. Lineage: Eukaryota; Ciliophora; Oligohymenophorea; Peniculida; Parameciidae. The record is from the annotation of a GenBank genome assembly.